AUGCAGGCGGCAGGCGCAGACGCAGGCGCGGGCAGCGGGGCGGGCGCUGCGGACGACGGCUCGGACGGCCAGGACCGUCGCCGUGGCCCGGGCGGUCCCGGCUUGCCCGGCGGCGCGGGCGAGGCAGCUGCUGCCGCCGCCGGCAGGGCUCGGCCCGUCUCGCGCGUGCGGCACGUCCCGGAGCCGGGCGGAGACGCCGCUGCCACGACUGGAAGGCGGGAGAGCCGAAGACACAUAUUUGCCCUCUGCGUGCCUUUUCCAUCCCGCUUGGAGGCGGAGAUUGCCUGUGGGUCCCUGGCCCCAGAUGCCGAGCCCCACAGAAAGGCUGUCGAGAAGCAGCUCACAGUGAGCGGCAGCGUCCUGGCCGCCCACUGGAGAGCUGAGGAUCCUCGCCUCCUGCGAAUUUCCGUCCUCAACUUCCUGGACCACCUUUCCCUGGUGAUGCGGACCAUGCGGCGCUUUGGGCCCCCCGUUUCCCGCUAAGCCUGGGCUGGAGAGAGGGGCUGAAGUCUAACGUGUCCCUCCCCGGGGACUGCGUCCUUCCCGGGACAGUGACUCCUGUCGUACCAGCUGCCACUGUGUUAGGAGGGCCUAAUCCUCUGCCGCUACCGGCCCCAGGGCACUCGGGGCCCGUUUGUUUUGUUUUGUUUUGUUUUGUUUGCCGCUUGAACGUUCCUCAGUGCAGACAAUUAAACGGAGCUGUGCGGUUGGUUCCCUGUCUGGGCUUAUUUUCCACCGUGGCACCGCCUCCAGAGGGUCUUCCCUUUGUCCUGUCCUCGGGGAAGCGGAGGGGAGGUUCUGGGAUGUAGAUAGGGAGGCAUGAGAGCUGACUGAAGACCGUGGAGGAAAUGGGAGAACACGGCUUCUGUCCUUCUCUGUCCUUCUCUGUCCUUCACUGUCCUUCACUGUCCUUUGCUGUCAACGGCUCUCUCCGCUCGGUGGAAUGUGUCCUUAGUUUUUUCCUUGUGUUUAUAUGCUAAACAGAAUAAUGAAGAAGGGGUAAUAUUUUGCACGUUUCACAGGUCUCCGGAUGUUUUCUCCAUCGAAUGUGAACUUUUCCUCUAUGAAAACUCUGAGUGCAUUCUCGAAUGGAUGCAUGAAAGACGCGUUCUAAUGUAAUUACUGAACUUUUAAAUUCUCUUCAGCUUUGCCGAUGAGAGAUGGUGCGAAUUCCAGGGGGUCCUACUGGAAUUGGUAGCAUGGACUAUACAGACUCCUGAUGGGCCUCACAGUGAUGCUCUGCAGGUUAUUCCAGAAGCUGAGCUGGUGGCCAGAUGGCAAAGAGGCAGAUUGCUGGGAUGGUUUCAUCCCACGAAAUAGAGGAGCUGGGUCUGCCAGGAGGCUGCAUUCCUGGUGGGGUGGCCUGGAAGAGGUGAAGGGACAGUGGCCAGGAGCAGCUCGAGACGCUGUUCCCAAGUGAGUUGGACCCUGGGAUCAUGACCCGAGCUGAAGGCACACGCUUCACCAACUGAGCCACCCAGGCGCUCCGGGACUCAGAUAUUCAGAUGGUACAAGGGGACAUCGAGGGCACACCGGACCCUGGGCCUCGGGGGUCCUACCAGUUCAGCUGACGUUCAGCCUCCAGGGAUCCCGCCAUCCCCCGCGGAGGAGACAGGCCUGUGGCGGCUGCAUCUGUGUCCCCGCUGCUCCCGCCGCCUUCUGUCCCUCAGAAGAGCUUUAGUCCGAUGACCUCCAGCACCCGUCUGUGCUUCUAAAGCGUCAUUACCCAAAGGCACAGGACACGGGUGUGGGCGGUGGGGACUGUGUAAUCAUCCAGACGCGUGUAUCCCUCAGCUCCUUUCCCCUGAGAUAGAUAGAUUGAUUGAUUGAUUGAUUGAAUGAUUGCUAGAGCAUGGGGGGAGGGGCAGAGGGGAACCCCAAGCAGACUCCACACCAAACACGGAGCCCAACGCGGCGCUCGAUCCCGCGACCCCACCAUCACGACCCAAGCUGAAAUCAAGAGUUGGGCGCCCAGCCCACUGAGUCGCCCAGAUGCCCCUGUUCCUCAGCUCCCUUAGCCAGUGCCCUAUGCUAGACCUUUCCACCGCUUGUCACCCAUCAGGACUAUAAACUGGGCUGCAGCGAA
Molecule: messenger RNA, 2086 nt
Organism: Enhydra lutris kenyoni (northern sea otter)
Lineage: Eukaryota; Metazoa; Chordata; Mammalia; Carnivora; Mustelidae
Product: EKC/KEOPS complex subunit LAGE3-like
Exons: 6
Coding region: 1-483 (160 amino acids)
Cellular component (GO): EKC/KEOPS complex
Source: RefSeq, a predicted model, not a curated record